This is a messenger RNA of Cyprinus carpio (common carp), 5041 nucleotides long. RefSeq names its product tetratricopeptide repeat domain 39A. The transcript is spliced from 18 exons. NCBI's taxonomy places the organism in Eukaryota, Metazoa, Chordata, Actinopteri, Cypriniformes, Cyprinidae. Gene Ontology annotation, molecular function: protein binding. The coding region runs from base 1692 to 3380 and encodes 562 amino acids. The record is from RefSeq and is a predicted model, not a curated record.
UCUUAGUUGUUCAUGCAUAAGUGAACAUGAAUACCAAUAGCCAAAUUAUUAACAGGUAAGAUGGCACUAUCAUGUUACUUCCCACAAUGCAUUGCAUUGCAUUGCAUUUUGUGUGUAUUUAAAUGUAAGAGUGGCUAAAUAACUUGUUUUUUGAAACUUUGACUGUAGAUACUAGUAAUAUCUAUUUUUUUAUUACAUACUCUCACAUUGGCAAACUGUGGGGGUAACAUCUCGUUAGAGAGAUUUAAUGAUUGUUCCAUAGACAGUAAAAGGAUUGUUCUCAUAAAGGGCAGGUUCCUACCGUCCUCCACAUGUAUUAUUCAAAGGUUCACUCCAGAUGGCUUCCACAUCAACUACACUAAACCCAAUACAGACUGAAGCUCCAUCACAUCAGUCAACAGAAAGCUAAUUUUCAUUUUCUUAAAGGAUUAUUUCACUGAAAUGACCCGGUCAUGCCAGUAUGGUCAUGAUUAUUCUAAUCUAUAGCUGAAAAUGCAUAGCACACCAACAUUAUUGCUCUAGAUGCAGAUGAACUAGCUUGUAAUCAAAGCAAUGUGCUAAAACCUUUUGCAUGGACAAACACCAUUUGCAUUUUCUUCAAAAAUGUGAACAAUUCACAGAACUGAUGGUUGCCAAGUUAUUGAUAUAUACUGGAUCUGCAAUUUUGCAAAUCAUGUCUACAAAAUCUCCCUCAGUCAGUUCACAUUAGCACCUACUACUCAGGAGAGGUAAAUAUUUUUACUGUGUUUUUGAUCAAAUAAAUGCAGCCAUGGUGAAUAUAAUAAACUGAUUUUAAAAAACAGCCCCAAACUUUUGAACAGCACUGUAUUUUAAAUUUUGUUUUUUACAGCACAUAUUUCCCCAGUGCUGGCUUUUGUCCUGGAUUUUUGGCUCCAUAAACAUUUUAAUUUUUUCCUGUCUGCUGCUUUUGGUUUCACAGCUCAGGAUGUGCUUUCAUCAGCCAAUCAGCUUUGUCAUGUGGCUCCAGAGUAUGCAAAAUAGAAGCAUUUCAUCUUGCUUCCAUUCUUUCUAUAAACUUCCAUCUCCCCUUCUCCUAAACAUGCCACAGGCUGUGUCACUUCCUUGUGCUGAUUCUGUGGUCUGCAUCUGUCCUCUGUGUCUCAUGAUCCCCACUGUUGAGCACUGAUUUACAGGCCUGUCAUUGUGUUGAAUGCUAUUGACUGCUGCAGAGUUCAGAUUGUCACUUGACUGCAGAAGCAUGAUCCCCACUUUAGGAGCAUUUUGCUAGUUGGAUUCUUAAGAAAUUGGAACCAACUCCAUUGCAUCAUUGACCUAUCAGAGGCCAGGAAGUAAUGUACAGCAUGAGGGUGAUUGAGAAGAGGAGGAGACUGAGGUGGCGUGUGUGUGUGUUUUUGUUAGAAGGCGGGGAGACAGCAAGAAAGAGGCAAUGAGAAAAAUCACUUUCUGUCUGUGUGAUAGUCAUCCCAAUCUUAUUAAGCUCUGCGUUCCUUUCCCGCUGUCCUCUCUGCAGCCUGAGUGAGUGAGAGUGUGUGUGCGAGUGUGUGUGUGUGUGUGUGCUGUAGCCAGAGGGAAGCUGCUGCUCUGCUGAUAGGAACCAGUAGGAAGGCCUGUUCUCUCACACACCACUGUGAAUUACUCUGCGUCUCUUCUUUCUCCUUUUAUUCCUCCUUUCUCUCGCUUUACUGCACUCCUUGAUCUCACUGUACCAGAUGAAAAUGUCAGGAGAGGCAGAAACUCGUUCAAACGGAUCGGAGCAAUCUGACCUGUCAGUGGCUCUUCAAGACUGCAUGGUGGCAUUGGAUCUGUUCCUGCGAAAUGAAUUUGAUGAGGCUUUGACCAGACUUAAGAGCAGGAAUAAAGACAGCAUGUAUCAUGCGCUUACGUAUGCCACAAUACUGGAAAUGCAGGCCAUGAUGACCUUCAACCCUGAGGACAUAUUGGCUGCAGGCAACACAAUGAAAGAGGCACAGGCCGUGUGUCAACGAUACCGUAAAAAGUCUUCCUUCAACAGCAAAAACGUUACAGAAGAGGAGCUCCACGCUGAAGUGUGCUAUGCCGAAUGCCUCCUCCAGAGGGCAGCACUCACCUUCCUGCAGGAUGAAAAUAUGAUUAGCUUCAUAAAGGGAGGAAUGAAAGUGAGAAACAGCUAUCAAAUAUACAAGGAGCUACAUACGGUCCUGAAGUCCUCAAGUUAUGUUCAAGGUGACAAUCAUGGUCAUUUUGAGGGAGGCGUUAAGCUUGGCGUGGGGGCCUUUAACCUGAUGCUGUCGUUAUUGCCAACACGGACUCUCAGGUUGUUGGAAUUUGUGGGCUUCUCUGGUAACAAAGAGUUUGGUCUUGAGCAGCUCCAGGAGGGCUCUGCUGAGCACACAUUUAGGUCUUUCCUGUGUAACAUGUUGUUGCUUUGCUAUCACACCUUCAUGAGCUUCAUUUUAGGCACUGGAGAGGGAGAUGUAGAAGAUGCAGAAAAACUGCUUCAGCCUUAUCUGAAAAAGUAUCCGAAGGGAUCCAUUUUCCUUUUCUUCGCUGGUCGAAUAGAGGAAAUUAAAGGAAAUCUGGAUGCUGCUAUCAAGCGUUUCGAGGAGUGUUGUGAAGCUCAGCAGCACUGGAAGCAGUUCCAUCACAUGUGUUACUGGGAACUGAUGUGGUGUUUCACCUAUAAAAGGCACUGGAAGAUGGCCUACUUCUACGCAGACCUGCUCAGCAAAGAGAACGCCUGGUCUAAGGCCACAUAUGCGUAUAUGAAAGCUGCUUACCUCAGCAUGCUGAGUCGUGAGGAAUGCCAGCCGUUCGGGGAGAAUGUGGUGACUUUGUUUAGGCAAGUUCCCAGUCUGAAGCAGAAAAUAGCUGGGAAGUCACUGCCCACAGAGAAGUUUGCCAUCAGAAAAGCUCGCCGUUAUAAUACAGAUAAUGCCAUUCCUCUUCCUGCACCUCCAUUGGAGAUGAUGUAUAUCUGGAACGGCUACACUGUGAUUGGGAAGCAAAAGGACCUGACAGAGGGCAUGCUGAAGACGCUGGACGAGGCCCAGCAGAUGCUUGAACAACAUCCAAGAACCGAGUUCACCACAGAUGAUCAGUGUGUGGUUAGUCUGCUUAAGGGGCUCUGUCUCAAACACUUGGGUUUCAAGGAAGAAGCUGAACAUUACUUCACCCUCGUCCUCUGCAAUGAGAGUCAGAUUAAAUAUGACCACUACCUGGUGCCCAAUGCUCUUCUGGAACAUGGUUUACUGUGUAUGGAGGAGGGCAGAAUAGACGAGGCCAUCAAACUUCUGGAGGCAGCCAAGCAAAAUUACAAAAACUACUCCAUGGAAUCACGGACACACUUCCGGAUCCAGGCAGCACUACAUAAGGCACGAGGCACAGCUGAGAACGGAGAAUGCUCACCCUCCAGCCCUUAACGGUUGGGGUCACCGCUGGGGUCACAGCAAGCUAAGAUCAGGCUUGACGUGGUUUGCCAUAUGCCAAGAGGUGGACUAAAGGGGCACACGACCAAUCAGACCCGAACUGAGCUUAUAGUGACAAAUCAUCUUCAUUGAAUGACGCAAACCGAGAUUAUACAGUACAUGGACAACAGCUGCAUGAAUAAUGUUACGUGAAGUGCAGUGCAAUUCACUAAAGACACCGAAGUGACAUCAUGCUGUUAUGAUGUCAUAUAAAUAACAUUGUGCUAUUAGAAUAUUGUAAAUGUACCAUUAUGAAUAAUAGUAAUAUAAUACAAGUUACAUCAGUCCAAUGAUAUUAUACUGGUACAUCAAGCUAAGAACAUUGUCACUCAGAACAAAAGUAAGGUCAUCUGUCAAUCAUUUUGGCUGCUUUCAAAGCUCUUGUUGGUAAUGCUCUCCACUAUUGGUCACCCUGUGACAUCAGUAGCCUAGAUAUGGCUGUGCGUUAUGGCUAAAUUUGAUUUGGAUUUAAAGCACAUGUGCACAAAUAAUAGCUUUCUUUUAAUCUUUGGAGUAUAAAUAGGUUAUGAGAUAAGCCUGUUGUUCAGAGGUGAUAUGAUGAACGUAAGUUUUGAUAUCAUGGGCUACUCUUUGGUUAGAGUACUGUGGCCUUGUCAAAUCUCAUGGACAGGAUUCUUGAUAUAAGCUUAAUUUUUAUCAUAUGACAUUAUCUUUGUGUUUCUGUGAACUGUACAUUAUUAGUCUGAUUUAGCAAUGUGUUAAAAAGAAAGAAAACAAGCAUAAAAGUCAAAAAAGGACUAUCAAAAUGUAAACUGGAAGUUUUGUGGGUUUAGUUUCUUUUUUAGUAUUUAUAGAAUGUUAUGGCGCCUUUCAAAAUUGUCCCGUUUUAAGUGGGCAGCUGAAUGUGUCUAUUAGAAAGGCAGUCUCCUUCAUGUGGACUUGGUCCAGAUCGUACUUGAGCUCAAACAAACAAGUCUUUUAGAUACAUGCAGGACAGGCUGGCAUGCUAGCUCCAGCCAACAUGAGGGAUGCAUUGACAACCACUACAGCCUUGCACUACAAAGAGAAAGAAAAUUUUAGCUGGUUCAGGACAGGGGAUUGUAUUUUUUUCAAUAUAUGAAUGCUACUUCAUGGAGCUUUUCCCUGUAGUGUGGAGUUCAAUCUACUAAACAAAGCUGCAGUGUAGUUUCAGAUUUCGUUCUAAUCAGACAGUCCUGCACUUCAAGGCUUGUGUGUUUUAUAGUAAUUUACCCCAGAUUAGUUUAAAUGUAUCCAUGGAUUUUUUGCUCGUCGGCAGUGUAAUCUGUAUAAUGAGAUCUAGUUCUACCAAAGUCACAUUUACAUAAAGCAAAAACAAUCAUCUGCUCAUGCUGUUUGCUCAGAAAUUUCACAGGCAAUUUAUAACAUGCUGUGUUUCAAAUGCGGCAAAACAGAAUGUAUGAAAAGGAGUGAUAUAUGGGUUUUUCAUUGUAAUGGCUUUUGUUUCUCCCUCUUUUAAAUUCUUCCUGAUUUAGAUUGAUUUUACAGGCUUUGUGCUAUAGAGGUCAGCAAAUCCUGUAUAUGGUGCAUGGCUACUUUAUAAACACGAUCCUGUAAAUACUGAACUUACAUUUUCUAAUUUAAAAUUAAAUGAUAUGAGACAGUCCACCCAAAAA